Panthera uncia (snow leopard) is the source of this 1044-nucleotide messenger RNA. RefSeq names its product olfactory receptor 52Z1P-like. Lineage: Eukaryota; Metazoa; Chordata; Mammalia; Carnivora; Felidae. The record is from RefSeq and is a predicted model, not a curated record. Gene Ontology annotation, cellular component: membrane. Gene Ontology annotation, biological process: G protein-coupled receptor signaling pathway. Gene Ontology annotation, molecular function: G protein-coupled receptor activity; olfactory receptor activity.
AUGGGUGAGGAUGGAGAUACCAGUGCCUUCAACAUCUCCUACACCAACUUCUUCCUGGUGGGCUUCCCUGGAUUGCGAGAGUGGCGGCGCCUCCUGGUCCUGCCUCUUACCUUCCUUUAUGUGACGAUCAUCUCUGCAAACGUCCUGGUCAUCCACACGGUGGUGGCCCAACGGAGUUUGCAUCAGCCCAUGUACAUGCUCAUCGCCCUGCUCCUGGCUGUCAACAUUUGUACUGCCACAGCCGUGAUGCCCAAAAUGCUGGAGGGCUUUGUGCAUUAUGCUAACCCCAUGUCACUGCAUGGCUGCCUGGACCAGAUGUUCUGUAUCUACUUUACUCUCCUGGACUACAAUCUCCUGCUGGCCAUGGCCCUAGACCGCUACGUGGCCAUCUGUCACCCACUCUGCUAUACUGACCUGAUAACCUCCCACCUGCUGGGAGUGCUGGCCAUUCUUGCUCUGACACGGAGCCUGGAAGUAGCAGUGCCUUUGGUGGUGCUAACGUCACGAGCUCAAUUCUGCCAGACAAUGGUGAUUCGACACUUUGCCUGUGAGUACAUUGCACUGCUGAGCAUAGCUUGUGGAGACUUGACUUUCAACAAUGGGUUGGGACUGACCAUGCGGUUGGUCACUAUGACCUUGGAUCUAGCCCUGCGAGGGAACUCCUAUACACGCAUCAUCUAUGCUGCCUUCCGGAUCUCUUCUGGGAGAGCCUGAGCCAAGGCCUUGCACACAUGUGGCUCCCACUUACUGGUCACUAUCUACCUCUCUGGUCUCUCCACCUCCAUUGUCUUCCGAGUGGCCAAGACUGUGUCUCCGGAUGUCCAGAACCUGCUCAGUGCCAUCUACAUGCCACUCCCAGGAUCCUUGAAUCCUAUCAUUUAUGGAGUACAGACCAGGGAGAUCCGGCAACAUGUGGAAAAGAUGCUCUAUAGCAAUAAAUCAGCCCAGGAGGUUGGGGAGAAGCCAGAGACUGCAGAAUAUGAGAGUGGAGGGGCAACUGCCAGAGUGAAAGGACUUUAUCAACUUGGGAAGUUGGGGUUGUGA